GAAACUCAGAGAAUCUCCUCACUCGAAAUCAGCUGAACUCACAUCUCCAUCAACAUGUCCUACAACUGCUGCUCUGGGAACUUCUCCUCCCGCUCUCUUGGGGGCUACCUGCACUACCCAGGCUCCUGCUGUGGCUCUUCCUACCCCAGCAACCUGGUCUACAGCACUGACCGCUGCUCCCCCAGCACAUGCCAGCUGGGCUCCUCUCUCUACGGUGACUGUCAGGAGACCUGCUGUGAGCCCACCAGCUGCCAGACGUCCUGUGUGGUAUCCAGACCCUGCCAGACGUCCUGCUACCGCCCAAGGACCUCCACGCUCUGCAUUCCCUGCCCGCCAACUUACACAGGGUCUCUGGGCUGUGGGUCCAGCAGCAGCUGCUCCCUGGGCUAUGGAUCCAGGAGCCGCUUCUCCCUGGGCUAUGGAUCCAGGAGCCGCUACUCCCUGAGCUGUGGUUCCAGUGGCUUCAGACCCCUCGGUUAUGGAGUCUGUGGCUUUCCUUCCUUGGGGUAUGGGUCUGGAUUCUGCCACCCAACUUACCUGGCCCCUAGGAUCUGCCAGUCUUCUUAUUACAGACCAACCUAUAGAUCAGCCUUCUGUAGAUCAAAUUGUUGA
Rhinolophus ferrumequinum (greater horseshoe bat) is the source of this 612-nucleotide messenger RNA. RefSeq names its product keratin-associated protein 13-1-like. The record is from RefSeq and is a predicted model, not a curated record. The coding region runs from base 55 to 612 and encodes 185 amino acids. Lineage: Eukaryota; Metazoa; Chordata; Mammalia; Chiroptera; Rhinolophidae. The transcript has a single exon.